AUGGUUGGACCCAAGUUGAUAAAAAAUAAAGAAAUUAUUAACUCAUUCUCAGGUGCACUGUCACAAUGGCCAACAUCAACAUGUGCAGAAAUCUUUUCUCUACUUACAGUAAUUCUAACAUGUCCAGCAAAUAGUAUUAUAAAUAUAUAUUUAGAUUCACAAGCCACAAUUGGAGACAAAAAUCAAAAAUCAUUAGAUCUUGCCCUUAAAAUUAAUAAUUUUACAUUGUGGGAAAGCAUUUAUUCAACAAUGGAACAAUAUAAUUUAAUGGUAAAAAUAACAAAAGUUAAAGCUCACUCCAGUAAAUAUCCUCUAAAUGAGAUAGCUGACUCAUUAGCCAAACUAGGAA
This is a messenger RNA of Entrophospora candida, 349 nucleotides long. The record is from the annotation of a GenBank genome assembly. Lineage: Eukaryota; Fungi; Glomeromycota; Glomeromycetes; Entrophosporales; Entrophosporaceae.